CGCCGGCAGUCUCAGUCCGAGUUGUGUUCGGUUUCACGUACUUUCCCUCGAAUUCUAUCCAGAAAAAAAAUAUUUAGGGAAAAAAAAAUUUCGAUUUUCAAUUUUUGCAUUCCUCGUUUUAUAUCUAUGUGCGAAAUUUUGUGAUCGAAGGUUAGUAGUGUUGCAAUCGUCUGAGCAGACUUCCCUAGGCUUCUGUUUUUGUUCGACAAAAGUUAAGGCAGCGGCCAUCUUGUUUUUACGAAAGUGCCACGUGUGCUACCCCAUCAAGAUCGAUUCAAGUUCUUCCUUUUCCGAUGAACCCGUCACGUCUUAGUGGCACUUGGAUGCAAGCAGAGUGAAAAAAGGAGACAAAAGAAAGCAAAAACUGAGCUCGUGUGCCCGAUAGCGUGCAAUCUCCUUGUUACCAAGCUCAUCGUCCUCCAAGGCCGUUCAAGGGCUUCGUUUCUGUUUGUCUAAUCAAGCCCACAUCGCAGCGACCAUCUUUUCACAGUCUAACUCCGCCCAUUGGCGUAAAAAUUGGAUUGGCGCCAUAUUUGAAGCUACUUGACAAGUGGGAUCGAUGAGGCUGCUCUUAGCCUUAUGAAAAAAGAAAGGCAUUCGAUACAGCGUGAGCAAAAUGGAACAGAAUGCGGAGACAGGCGCUGGAGGUCCAGCUGCUGGUCCAGGAGAUCCACAAGUCGGUGCCGCUUCGGCUGCAAUGACAUAUGCCAAUUUGGAAACGUUGACUCGACUCAAUACAGAAGAGUUGACGUCCAUCUUGUCUAGCACGGGCCAUCACGCCCAUCACCAUCAUCGACACGAAGAAGAGGAGGAAGAAGAUGGAACUCAUUAUGCUGACGCUUCGGCCAAUGGCGAUGGCGAAGAACCUGAUGCCGGCUAUAUUGUAACCACGGCCACUGAGGCCUAUCAUCAAGGAUCUUAUGUUGUUACUGCCGCACCGUCCGCUGACACAGCGGCCAAUAAUGGUGGAGGUGGUGGCGGAGAAGGUGGAUUAGUAGACGAUCAAUCGCCGACAGACAAUGAAGCGUCCGGACUGUCAGUCCAUUCCUAUUGUAAACCGAGCAACAGUCAAGAAGUGGUUGAAGGGCGUUCGUCAACUGGAUCUUCUGAUGUUGUGCCUACUCGAUCUUCAUCCAGUGGGAACGCAACAGCCGCCGAAUUGCUCGACUUGAAAACGGUUCUCCCAGGACCGACAACACGCCGAGUUUUGCUCAUCGAUGACGGCCAUGGCGAUUUAGAAAUGGCCAAAUCUGAUGUCGAAUUCUUACUGAGAGGUGAUGCGGCUGGAAUCGUUCUCCGCGAAGGCAAAAGAAGCGAAGUGUGGGCCCGUUUCGGCAAAGUAACAUUCCAGGGUCGGAAAGUCAAAGGCUACGUCGCUUGCAUCUACUGUCGACAGGUUUAUGCUUUCGGUGACGCCCAUUCUACUGGCACGUCAACAUUGAAAAAACAUCGGUGUCUUGCCCAGUCAUUAGUAACCACAACUGGUGCUUCACCAUUGACCCCAACUAGUGGUGGCGGUGGAUCAGAUCGAUUAAUGCCUAGUCCAGCUCCCGGUUCUUCCUCUCAGGCUGAUCAACAGCAAAAUGCGUCGUAUGUCAAUUUCCCUUCACCGUCCGUCAUUGUCAGCAUUGCUACUGCCGUCCGCAGCUCGGCGGAUGCGCCCGAACAGAUUCCGCUCAAUUCUUCCCCACAUCAAGCAUCAAUGACAAAUAUUGUGACGCGUUAUUUGGCACCCUGUGAUCGCGAUGAAUUGAUUAGAAAUGCAGGGGUCGUUCUCGGCUCUGGUUCGAUCAGCGCUGCAUCAUUUCUUCAGUUGUCCAAAGCUCUGGUUGAACUUGGGGCGAAACACGGAGUGGCUCUCGUCGAUGAUUUGUCUGCCAUUUUCAGUUCGCCAUCAUUCGAGACGAUCUUGCCCAGCAUUGCUCACGAGUAUCGGAAUCAUUUUGCAGAAGAAGCACGUACCAUCUCCGUCGGAGGCAUCGGAUUGAUUAUCCGUGUUCAGCCGGGUUCCAGAGCCCAAACUGCUGGCCAGUUGGUUCAAGUAACUUUGGGAAUCAGUUACUGCGUCGAUAGUAAUCAGAACGGGACGGACGUGUCUCCUUUCUUGCGUCAAGCGCCUUUACGACACAUCCAGCUGAGUGUGGAUCAAGACACGUCGACUCGUAUUGGCCAGCUUGUGCAGCGGACGUUGAAGGAAGAAAGAUUAGAUCAUCUGCGUCGUGCGAUUGUUUGCAACUCGAUCGAGGUGAUCAAAGAAUCAUUCACUGGGCAGAUGACGGUUCCCUGUGCCCACGAUUCGAUCGGAAGGGCGUUGGCUUUAGCCCAAGAGAAUUGUGCGUCAGCUCGCCAAGAUUGGAGGAAUUUCCAUGACACGAUUCAGAAAAUGGCUAAUAUUGUUCAGGCAAUGGGUUGGGAAACUCAAUUGACCAAGGCCAUUCAACCGAUCGGCGGAGUGGCUGGAGGAAUCGUCUACCGGCUUAGAUUGGAUGGAACUGGUGAUCAACGUGUCGUCCCAGAUUGGCGAACUAUGCAAAUUCUUUCAAGAUCCGUCCGUUUGCAGCGUCUGGAAUCAACUGGAUCGUCAACUUCUCGGUCAUUUAGCCGCGUUUUAUUCCAGUAUGGCUUCCGUUGUGGCUAAAGUCAGCAGUUUGGCAGCGUGUCCGACACUUUGUAAUGUACUACUGGCAAGAAGUCACGUGAUGUCGCUUUGCACCCCUAAAUGUCACGUGGAUCCUCCUGCGCUUUCGGCUUUGAAACACGCCUUACUAGAAGCCUUGAACGGACAUUGGCCAUUAGAGCUGGCCCACCGAUUGGCCUGCGUUCUGCAUCCGGCUUUUAAGCAUAUGCGUCGGCUAGAUGUAAGCGAUCGCGAGCGUAUGGAAACUUACGCAAUGGUGCGCAAUUUGUUGAGGCAGACGGAUCAUCAGCCGGUCUCUGAACACAUUUUGCGCAGCACUUUGGACAAUUCGAUGACGGGCAACAACCGCAAUGGAGAAUUGAAACGGAAAAUGUCGAGUCGGACAGUCGGCAAUGAAACGACGCCGACUAAUAGCUCGGCUGCAAAGCGACAGAGAUCGGCCAUGCAGAACCUUUUGCCUACGUCGACGACGCCGACAGUGUCAACAACGCCAUUGAUCUCCAACAACGAUAUUGCCUUCGAUUUUAGCGAAUUGGCGGAUUUUAGUUUGCAUUGCGAAAGCGGGAAUAGCAAUGGUUUGACGUUAGUUCCGGAACAGCGCGAUGAGUUGGAUCUCUAUCUGGAAGAGAAAGUCAUCCAACAAGAUUUGAUGGAAUUGACGAAUGUUUUAGUUUAUUGGAAACAUCGGCAAUCAGUCUUCCCCGGCUUGUCGCAGCUGGCCUUUUGGUUGCUGGCUCUUCCCUCCUCCGCCACGUCUUCUUUUGCUUCCUCUAAUGUUGUAGCUUCGUCCAAAUCCGAUGCCGUCCUCCAUCGUCAGCUCUUUCAAGUCGUGACUCAAAGUAGUUGUUCCACUACUCUUGUUGAAUAAAAAGAUAAAAGCAUAGGUUUCUAUCCCGUCAAA
Molecule: messenger RNA, 3539 nt
Organism: Daphnia magna
Lineage: Eukaryota; Metazoa; Arthropoda; Branchiopoda; Diplostraca; Daphniidae
Exons: 2
Coding region: 617-2638 (673 amino acids)
Molecular function (GO): DNA binding
Source: RefSeq, a predicted model, not a curated record